Lodderomyces elongisporus is the source of this 1554-nucleotide messenger RNA. RefSeq lists its product as uncharacterized. The coding region runs from base 1 to 1554 and encodes 517 amino acids. Gene Ontology annotation, cellular component: membrane. Lineage: Eukaryota; Fungi; Ascomycota; Pichiomycetes; Serinales; Debaryomycetaceae. The record is from RefSeq and is a predicted model, not a curated record. The transcript has a single exon.
AUGAAAUUCAUUCAACUAAUAUCGCAAAAGAUCAAGGUAUACUUAUCCUCUCGCAUCUCGCCGCCACAUCUUAGACUAUCUGCAUUCUUGAUUUCCUUACUUUCAUGUCUAGUUUCAGGAUCGAUACUUUUAUUUACCCUUUUUGCACCAACCUUCCACUCGCUUUUAGGGUUAACUUAUUUACAGAUUAAUUUCAUAGCAUCUGUUUCUAUUGGAGGGAUGUAUUUGAGUCUACCUAUCCUUGGAUAUCUUUCCGACUGUUAUGGACCAUCUAUCCUACUGUUCUUGUCGAUGUGGCUUUUUGUGCCAGCAUAUUUUUGCAAUAGUUUGCUAGUAAGCAAACAGUAUGCUGGGGUAUGGAUCUAUGCAAUAACGUUUGGAAUGAUUGGGUUAGCCACGUCGAGCUUGUACUUCUCCAACUUGUUGACAUGCGCCAAAAUUUUCCCACACCACAAGGGAUUGGCCAUCUCGUUACCCGUGACUUGUUAUGGAUUAAGUGCGUUAUUAGGCUCUCAAGUAUUGAAAAUGGAACAGUUUAAAUACAUAAAUAAAGCAGAGAAUGAAGGAAGAAUAGGGUGGGUUCAAGGCAAUGACAAAGAUCAUGAUGAUAGCAAUAAUGUGCUCAACUUAGUAAGGGCUUUCGAAUUCUUUGCGUUGCUUUAUUUGAUUGUGGGCAUUUUAAGUUUUGUAUCAAGUUCAAUAGUCAUAGUUGAGCAAGAUGCAAUAUUUGAAGAGUUUGAAGACAUGAUUACUGGAGAUACCACUAACGCUACUUCUUCCGCUUCCGCAUCAGCAUCUGCCUCCUCUUCCGGCAAUAUAAACACCGACAGCUUUGAUCUGGGUGCAUCUGAAACGACACCUUUACGUCAUGACUCAGCUCAUUCAUACAAUGAGUUAACUCCACUGAGAUCACGUAGAUCGAUGGAUCCUCCAAACCAUAAGCAACGAUACUUGAGAUUUCUCAAAGAUAUCUCUGCUUGGGUUAUUCUUAUUUCCUUAAUACUUAAUAUUGGACCUUUGGAAAGUUACCAGAACAACCUCAGCUCCAUUAUUGCAUUAACAACAGCACCGACCAUGCCAUCGAGUGCCAAGUCGCUGGAUUUAUCGAAUAAAGUGGGUCUUUUAGCUACAUUUUCUACAUUAUCCAGGCUCAUUCUUGGGGUUCUUAUUGACCUUUUCCAAUCUCAUAAAUUAAACCCAAUCUGGCUUCUUGUCUGCACCAUAGUUGUGGGAAGUUUUGGUCAAUGGUAUAAUAACAUUAUAUUAAGUGGUAUCGCCUAUGGUGGUCUAUUUACUAUAUACCCAACGAUUGUCGCCUCAGUGUGGGGGAUAGAUAUCAUGGGUUCGACAUGGGGUUCAUUGAUGAUUGCACCAGCUAUUGGAUCAAUAAUCUAUUCUUUGUUUUAUGGAAAGAUUGCCGAUCAGGACCUAGCCAACCCGGAAAAUGGAAUCGGUGCGUAUUUUGUAAGUACCUCGAUCUCAUUAGUGGUUAGUUGCGUAUUGGUGCUAAUGGCUUAUAAAGUCUGGCGUAAACGCGGUCAACUCCUUUCUUAG